GCGUGGUCCCGCCCCUGGCUCCUGGCCCGCCCCUGGCUCCUGGCCCGCCCCGCCUGCCUCGCUUUGCUUCUCGCUCCGCCCCUCCCCCGCCCCGCCUCGCUUCCAGCCCGCCGAGCGGAGCCGAACGCCGGGUCCUCUAGGAAUCUCGGGCCGGGCAGCACCCGCAGGGUUCUGCUGGCGUCCUCCGCUGCCAUGAAGCGGGACCGGCUGGGCCGCUUCCUGUCCCCUGGGGCGGCCCAGCAGGGCGGGGCCUCGGACGGCGGCGGCGGCGGCGGCGGCCGGGCUCGGGGCCGCCCUUCCCUCAGCGGCGGGCCGAGGGUGGACCGGGCGACGGUGCGGCGCUCCUGGGGCCCGGUGGGGUCCUGCGGGGACGCGGGCGAGGACGGCGCGGACGAGGCAGGAGCAGGCCGGGCUCUCGCCAUGGGUCACUGUCGCCUCUGCCACGGGAAGUUUUCCUCGAGAAGUCUGCGCAGCAUCUCCGAGAGGGCGCCUGGAGCGAGCAUGGAGAGGCCAUCCGCAGAGGAGCGCGUGUUCGUCAGGGACUUCCAAUGCCUGCUGGGUGUGGCUGUCCGCCAGGACCCCACUUUAUCUCCGUUUGUCUGCAAGAGCUGCCACGCCCAGUUCUACCAGUGCCACAGCCUCCUCAAGUCCUUCCUGCAGAGGGUCAACGUCUCCCCGACUGGUCGCCGGAAGCCUUGUGCAAAGGUCGGUGCCCAGCCCCCAACAGGGGCAGAGGAGGGAGCGUGUCUGGUGGAUCUGAUCACAUCAAGCCCCCAGUGCCUGCACGGCUUGGUGGGUUGGGUGCACGGACAUGCGGCCAGCUGCAGGGUCCUGCCCCACCUUCAGAGGACACUGUCCUCCGAGUACUGCGGCGUCAUCCAAGUCGUGUGGGGUUGCGACCAGGGCCACGACUACACCAUGGACACCAGCUCCAGCUGCAAGGCCUUCUUGCUGGACAGUGCGCUGGCAGUCAAGUGGCCAUGGGACAAAGAGACGGCGCCACGGCUGCCCCAGCACCGAGGGUGGAACCCUGGGGACGCCCCUCAGACCUCCCAGGGUAGAGGGACAGGUACCCCAGUUGGGGCUGAGACCAAGACACUGCCCAGCACGGAUGUGGCCCAGCCUCCUUCGGACAGCGAUGUGGUGGGGCCCAGGUCGGGCUUCCCACCUCAGCCAAGCCUGCCCCUCUGCGGGGCCCCAGGGCAGUUGGGUGAGAAGCAGGUUCCAUCAUCAACCUCGGAUGAUCGGACCGAGCCUCACUCUGUUGCCCAGGCUGGAGUGCCGUGGUGUGAUCUCUGCUCACUGCGAACUCCACCUCCCGCGUUCAAGCGAUUCUCCCGCCUCAGCCGCCCGAGUAGCUGGGAUUACAGAGACGUCUUGAGUGAAGACGAAAAUGACAAGAAGCAAAAUGCGCAGUCUUCAGACGAGUCCUUUGAGCCUUACCCAGAAAGGAAGGUCUCUGGUAAGAAGUGUGAAAGCAAAGAAGCCAAGAAGUCUGAAGAACCAAGAAUUCGGAAGAAGCCGGGACCCAAGCCCGGGUGGAAGCAGCAGCUUCGUUGUGAGAGGGAGGAGCUUCCCACCAUCUACAAGUGUCCUUACCAGGGCUGUACGGCCGUGUACCGAGGCGCUGACGGCAUGAAGAAGCACAUCAAGGAGCACCACGAGGAGGUUCGGGAGCGGCCUUGCCCCCAUCCUGGCUGCAACAAGGUUUUCAUGAUCGAUCGCUACCUGCAGCGCCAUGUGAAGCUCAUCCACACAGAGGUGCGGAACUACAUCUGUGACGAGUGUGGACAAACCUUCAAGCAGCGGAAGCACCUUCUCGUCCACCAAAUGCGACAUUCAGGAGCCAAGCCUUUGCAGUGUGAGGUCUGUGGGUUCCAGUGCAGGCAGCGGGCAUCCCUCAAGUACCACAUGACCAAACACAAGGCUGAGACUGAGCUGGACUUUGCCUGUGACCAGUGUGGCCGGCGGUUUGAGAAGGCCCACAACCUCAACGUACACAUGUCCAUGGUGCACCCGCUGACACAGACCCAGGACAAGGCCCUGCCUCUGGAGGCGGAACCACCACCUGGGCCACCGAGCCCCUCUGUGACCACAGAGGACCAGGCGGUGAAGCCCGAACCCACCUGAGGACGGCAGUGAGGAUGAGCACCUCUAGCAGCCUGGACUUCACGGUGGCUGUGUCAGCCUCACCCUUCGUGUGCACCCACAUGGGAGGGUCGGAGGGUGCUGCCCGCCCUCGGUGCUGGAGGCGGGCUUGGUGUACGGCUCGAGUAGCCUUCCUCUGCUCUGGGACCAGUGGUUUAUUUUCCUGCAAACACUGAGUGACUUGGGGCCAGACAGUUUAUAAAUAAUUGAUUCCUUUUCCCCACUAAAGCAAUCGAGGAGAUUUGUAAUCCACUUUUUAGUGCAACAAGAACUCCAUGUUAUGCUUGUAAUAAAUUAUUUACAAAGGA
Messenger RNA from Symphalangus syndactylus (siamang), 2456 nucleotides. RefSeq names its product zinc finger protein 276 (gene ZNF276). Gene Ontology annotation, molecular function: zinc ion binding. The record is from RefSeq and is a predicted model, not a curated record. NCBI's taxonomy places the organism in Eukaryota, Metazoa, Chordata, Mammalia, Primates, Hylobatidae. Gene Ontology annotation, cellular component: nucleus.